AUGAAAAUUUCAAAACUCUUCUGGUUGGAUUUACGAUCCUCAGGUAUCUCUGCUUUGGAGCGCCUAUCCUUGGAGGAAGCGUUGCUGCGACAUGACCAUCGGAAUUGGUUCCUUGUAGGCUCACAUCAACCCUUGGACCACAAGUAUCUUACAAAAAAGGACUUGCCGAGCUAUGCUUCUCCAGUACCAAACCCUGACUGCAUAGUCGUAAUGGGAGUUGGCGGUAAGCCAUCCGAAUUGCUCAAUAUUCCACUAGUAAAGAGCAAGAAAGUCUUGGUUACGAAAAGAUUUUCAGGAGGGGGGACUGUAGUUCUGGACUCGAACUCAAUUUGGACAACAUUCAUUGGGAGAAAUGAAGAUUUUUUGCCGCAUGGUGUUGAACCGUUUCCUAGGUCGAUCAUGAAAUGGACCGCCGACAGACUAUUUGGACCUGCGUUCAAUAAACUUAACAAUGCACGACUUUCUCCUAUACUGGUGGACGAGAAUGAGACAUCCCCAUCUGGUUUUGGUAACCUUGGAGAGAAGACUAUGCAAAAAUUGGAUUCAGAUGUUUCGGGGCCCCAGUUUCGAUUGCGGGAAAAUGACUACGUUCUCGGAGAUCUCAAAAUGGGAGGAAACGCGCAGUCUAUUGUAAAGGAUGGAUGGUUACACCAUACCAGCUUCCUAUGGGACUAUGAAGAUUCCCAUAUGCAAUAUUUAAUGCUUCCAAAAAAGAGACCAGACUACCGAGGCGAACGCUCGCAUCGCGAUUUUCUCGUUCGGUUGAAGUCCAUCUAUGGUGAUUCGUCUGACAUUUUCGUCUCAAGUUUGCAUGCGACUUGUUCCCAAACCGCAUUGAACGUGGAAAGCAUACCUCUUAAUCGUGUAAUGGAGGAGGUAGUAAACAACAAACUGGGUGGUAUGGACACUUGGUUUGAGAAGUGCAGGACAAGAAUACUUCAUAAAUUUGAUUAG
Cylindrotheca closterium is the source of this 954-nucleotide messenger RNA. The record is from the annotation of a GenBank genome assembly. NCBI's taxonomy places the organism in Eukaryota, Bacillariophyta, Bacillariophyceae, Bacillariales, Bacillariaceae.